GCUGCUGUUGACCGGGUGGAAAGGCUGCGUGACGAUGACUCAGAUCAUUAUUCUGUACCUUCUGGUCCUUGUUUCAUGGAGCUCUCCUUAGAAAGAUGUCCCCGUCCUCUAAACAUUACCGCUGCGUGUGAUAUCAAACCUGACAGAGCCCACCAUGAAGGUCCUCCCAGUCCUCCGGCUGUCCCCCAGAUGUAUUCAGCCGUGUCUUUACAUAGCUUCGUGAAAGAUGUUCCUGCUCCACCCCCACCUCCUCCAGCCGAGGCAGAUCUUCCUCCUGCUGUUACCAGAUCCAGAGAUCCAGAUCCUGAAGAGCUGAAGAAGAAGUGGACAAAGAUCUUCCAGCUGCAGCGCUCGGACGGAUUCUGGGAGUUGACCACAGAUCUGGGACAGAUGAUCCGUCUGAACGUAGAUGUUUUUGCCAACGUGUUCCUG
Messenger RNA from Austrofundulus limnaeus, 432 nucleotides. Its product is annotated as protein phosphatase 1 regulatory subunit 37. Lineage: Eukaryota; Metazoa; Chordata; Actinopteri; Cyprinodontiformes; Rivulidae. The record is from RefSeq and is a predicted model, not a curated record.